GUCGUCAUUGCUAUUUGACUAGUAACUUACGGAGUAGCCAGUCUACCAAUCCAUGAUACUCCAGGCUCCAUUCAGUCUUAUCGAUAAACCCACCCCCCCUUCCGGUCCCGUUCAGGGAAGCCUCGAUCCGAACUGGAACUGGAACUUUUGGAGCUGAGGCAGGCGACAUCAUCCACCUGCAUCGACCUCCAACUUCGCCAGCUACCUGGUACUUUCCUUAACACUCACUCCCUUCUGCAUUUCCUUCUCCAACCACUUGCGACUCAUCUGGGAUGACCAGCUUAUCGAUGUGUUCUCCGGUGAUCUGGUGCUAGCCUCUCCGGUCUCAGUCUACUCUACCUUACUUUCCUACAUUACAGUGACAGCGUCAUAACCUCGCCCCAGAAUGGCCCCCACGCUUCGCACCCCUCCUCGUCAGCGCCCUUCCAGACAAUCUCGACCUGUCCGAUCUAGUCGCACUCAAGUCCAGUCCUACCACGAAGACAGCAGUUCCGACGAUCGGCUUGAUGAAGAUACCGAAUCGGAUCGUGAACGCGCUGAACGAUUGUCGCUUUCUCUGCGCCCUCGAGACUCGAACCGUAUGCCGGCCUCCUAUCGCGAGGAAACCACCGACGAUGAGCUUGACAAUUUCAGCGACGAAGGCAUGGAUACCAUGACUCGCAGUGCGGCACCCGCGCAUGCACCUCUCACACUCGCCGAGGGAAGCAAUCACGCCAGACCACCUAAGCCUACCCGCACACGAACCGUAAGAACAAGAUCACAGACAACGAAGGCAAACCGGCCUCUCAAGAAGAGGCGGAUGGAAAUUGGGCGCCCGCUUAACAAGCGUCGAAAGCUCGAAGUAGAGGCUGCUCCAUAUGUUGGUUCGGGUGUUAUACCGCCGUGGCAGACGCUUCCCUACCACAUACUCCUCGAUAUAUUUGUUCGUGCAUCAUACCCUCUGAUUGACGAAAGGACUACCAGCAGAAAGAGCUCCGUGCAGUGGCUUGUCAAAGUCGCUCUACUAUGCCGUUCUUUUCAUGAGCCUGCCUUGGCCGCUCUCUACCAUUGCCCUCCACUAAUACCCGCUGCUAAGUCUCACGGUUUGCUACACUUGCUAGCCAAACCUCAAGAUCAGCUUUCCACAAACUAUAUCAAUAAAAUAAAACAGCUGCAUGUUGAUGUGGAAGCCCUUCUGUUCUACAAGAGUGGGUCGACCCUGGGCUAUUUUGAGCUGCCCAAGUUGCUGGAGAAGACUCCUCAAGUCAAAACGCUACGCCUCUACCACAGUCAUGAUUACGUUGUCGGCCUUCCCCCGUGGCUUAUUCAGCGCUCAAAAUGGACUUACCCGGACAGUCUUUUCGAUGCAAUCUCGUCAAGCCCUAUCCGCCUUCGUAGCUGGGACUGGAACAGCCGUUUCAUGGAGACUCAAAAGCUUCUCGAACUGAUGUCACAGAUGCACAUUCAACCCGCAUUUCAUCUGAUGCAGGACCUGAGAAUCCUGCACGUCAUGUGUGAUGAUCCAUACAGCAAACAAUUGCCCGAGAGCUCCACAGAAAAAGAGAUACUUUUGGCCGCGGCCCUUGCUGACCUUCCCAAUCUACGGCGCUUAGAGUUCAUAGAAUGCUCGAUUGUCAAUGAUCACCUUUUGCCCAACCUUCCCACAACCCUCACCUCUCUCACAAUAAACAACUGUGAUGAGAUAACGACCACUAACUUUAGUUCAUUUCUUUCGACGCAUGGCCGCCAUCUUCGAGAGUUGAAUCUAAGCCAUAACCGUCAUUUGAGUAUGUCUUUCAUUGUCAACUUGGCCGUAUCAUGUGAGCAACUGGAAGUCUUCAGGAUGGAUAUAUCCAUGCAUGAUUGGUCUAGUUACCACGACGUUGAGCCUCAUUUUCGGGAACUGCUCUCACAUUCUGAGAUUCCGACCUGGCCAUCAACACUUCGGGAGAUCGAGCUCCUCCAGUUGCGAAACUGGGAUGACAGAACAGCAGAGGUCUUCUUCAGCUCGCUUCUCAAUGCCGCUCCUAGCUUGGAGAAUUUGAGGCGCUUGGUGAUAAGCGCAAUUCUGAAAAUAGGGUGGCGAGAUCGAGCAACUUUUCGUGAGAAAUGGAAAGGCAAGCUACAAAGAGUUUUUCAGCGACGAAGUCCUCCGCCCAAUCCCGACCUUCGCUCAAUCCCUCGCACUUCGCUACUACUCAACGCCUCUGACUCUGCAGGAGCCAGAAUCAAUGAAGGCGCCAGCCAUAAUUCCGAUACUCAACACAGCGGCACUAUGACACCGAACAAACGGAAGAGUGCGCGCAUUGCUCAAAAAAGGUACUCUGACGAUGAAGCUAUUGUCACAGGGAAGAGGCGAAGAUCUCGUGAAGACGACGAUGAACCGCUGUUCACUCAAGGCUUGUGCGAUGUCGUCAUGAUUCGAAUAGACAAUCAACGCCCGACAGAGACUCAGUUCAACGAAGAAGACUUCCUCGACGAUGAAUUGAGCGGAGACGAAGAUUGGAAUGGUAACGACAUCGACGUUGACGAUAGCAGACAUGCAUGGUAGAGGAAAAUCAUGCUGAGCCUUUCCAUAUUUCUUACAAAUUGCUCCGUGCUUUACUUCAGUUGAUUCUUACGAUCGUGCACCGACUCGUUUUACGUCUUAUUCAUUGAUUCCGACUGCAACGCUCGCACUGGUCCACGGCGAAGUCAUAUUUGCAUUGCUGCAUGAGCUUAUAUCUUAGAGGGUAUAUUAUACAUGGAUGGCGGGUAGGAGUAUUUCAGGGCGUCUGGCUUCAUUAUUUCGGAAAGUUUUCGG
Messenger RNA from Aspergillus aculeatinus CBS 121060, 2782 nucleotides. RefSeq lists its product as uncharacterized. The transcript has a single exon. Bases 386 to 2530 code for a protein of 714 amino acids. Lineage: Eukaryota; Fungi; Ascomycota; Eurotiomycetes; Eurotiales; Aspergillaceae. The record is from RefSeq and is a predicted model, not a curated record.